Messenger RNA from Argiope bruennichi, 2943 nucleotides. RefSeq names its product intraflagellar transport protein 88 homolog (gene nompB). Lineage: Eukaryota; Metazoa; Arthropoda; Arachnida; Araneae; Araneidae. The record is from RefSeq and is a predicted model, not a curated record. Gene Ontology annotation, biological process: intraciliary transport; non-motile cilium assembly. Bases 162 to 2672 code for a protein of 836 amino acids. The transcript is spliced from 25 exons. Gene Ontology annotation, molecular function: kinesin binding. Gene Ontology annotation, cellular component: ciliary basal body; centriole; non-motile cilium.
UUUGUUGAUAUUUUUGAAUGCGUUAUGCAUUUUUAUAUGUUGAAAGUUAUUUCUGGUUAUGGAAUUAUUUCAAAUUUUAUGAUUAUGUUUCUAGACAAAAAUAGUACUAAAUUAAGAUAACAUUUUUCAGCAAUAUAUGAAAUUACUGAAGUUAAGCUGAAAUGGAAACUCUCAAUCCGCCGAACUUUGAAGACGAUGAUUUAUAUUCUGGUUAUAACGAAUAUCAUCCGGGCUUGGAUACAGCCGCAAUCCAUGAAGAUGAAGCUUUCCAACAAGCUGUACGUACCAGUUAUGGCAAGAGACCAGUGCCUACUGUAAAAGUUCCAGGAACAUCACGUUUAAGUACUUCACGUGGUGGUACAACAGGAUGGGGUCGUUCAGCUAUGCCAUCAUCUUCUGGGCUGUCUUCAAGCUCUCAGGAGGGUCUAACCCGACCCAUGACUGCUGUUCGAGGAGCAGGAUUUACCUCAUCUGGUUCCAGAGCACCUUCAGGAAUCUUUGACCCCCUGAAUCAAGCUAAAUCCACAGUAUCUCCUCUUCUGAUGAAAGAUGAGAAUAGUCCUGAAGAAAGACUAAAGCAACUUGAAAAGAAAGUCUUAGAACUGCUAGAAGAAAGCUGCAUUGCUGCCCAAUCAGGAGAAAUAAAACUCGCUUUAGACAAAGCUAAAGAAGCUGCCAGUAAAGAAAGAGCUCUGACUAGGCAGAGAGAUCAGCUUGCUUUAGAAAUCACACCAAAUAUGGAUCUUACCUUUUCAGUGUUGCUAAAUUUGGCUACUCAAUAUGGAAAUAAUGAAAUGUAUGGUGAAGCUAUGAAUACAUAUCAAAUAAUUAUCAAAAACCGAUCCUUUAGUAAUGCAGGUCGUUUAAAAACAAAUAUGGGUAAUCUUUGCUUCAAUCAAGGAAAUUAUCCCAAAGCUAUUAAAUUUUAUAGAAUGGCAUUAGACCAAGUUCCCAACACCCAUAGAGACAUGAGGAUAAAAAUUAUGAAAAAUAUUGGCUUAGCCUUUGUGAAACUUGGACAGUAUACUGAUGCUAUAACAUCGUAUGAGUAUAUAAUGGCUGAGAAAGCUGACUUCAGAACUGCAUUGCAUCUCCUUCUUUGUCAUCAUGCACUUGGUGAUAAAGAAAAGAUGAAAAGAAGUUUUACUAAAUUGUUAGAUAUUGUCCUGGAUCAUGUUGAAGAUGAAGAUAAAUAUUCUAUAUCAGCAGAUGAUCCACAAACAAAUUUGAUUGUGGAAGCUAUAAAAAAUGAUUCACUUCGAAAAAUUGAGCGACAAAGAAAACAAGAAGCUGAAUGGACAAUUCUCACUGCAGCAAAAUUAAUAGCUCCUGUUAUAACUGACUCUUUUGCUGCUGGAUAUGAAUGGUGUGUUGAUCAGAUAAAGCUCUCUCCUUAUGCUGAAUUGGCAAAUGAUCUUGAAAUCAAUAAAGCUGUUACAUAUUUAAGGAAAAGAGAAUUCAGUCAGGCAAUUGAAACACUAAAAGGUUUUGAAAGAAAAGAAACCAAAGUUGCAAGUACUGCUGCCACAAAUUUAGCCUUUUUAUAUUACUUGCAAGGCGAUAUUCCACAAGCUGAAAAAUGUGCAGACCAAGCUGUGAUUGCUGAUAGAUAUAAUGCAGGAGCUUUAGUUAACAAAGGAAAUUGCUGCCUUUCCAAAGGAGAAACUGAAAAGGCAAUAGAAUUUUAUAAAGAAGCUCUUUCAAAUGAAGCAAGUUGUGUUGAAGCCUUGUAUAAUUUAGGUUUGUUUUACAAAAAGCUUAAUAAUGCCGAAGAUGCCUUAGAAUCAUUUUACAAACUUCAUGGUAUUGUGCGGAAUCAUCCUCUUGUGAUUUAUCAGAUAGCAAGUUUAUAUGAGCAGCUAGAAGAUGUUGACCAAGCUUUAGAAUGGUAUCAGCAAGUUAUCACAUUAGUGCCUACUGAUCCAUUUCUUCUUUCAAAAAUUGGAGAUAUGUUUGAAUCUGAAGGGGACAAGCAACAAGCGUUUCAGUAUCAUUCAGAUUCUUACAGAUAUUUUCCAUCAAAUAUGGAAAUCAUUCAAAAGUUGGGUUCUUACUAUAUUGAAUCACAAAUGUUUGAAGAAGCAAUAAAGUUUUUUGAAAGAGCAGCCAUUAUUCAACCUAAUCAGGUGAAAUGGAAACUUAUGGUUGCAGCAUGUCAAAGACGCAGUGGAAAUUAUCAACAAGCACUUGAAGAAUACAAAUCUAUUCAUCGCAAGUUUCCUGAUGAUGUUGAAUGCCUUAGAUUUCUGGUCCGUUUGUGUACCGAUUUGGGUUUGAAGGAAGCUGCUGAAUAUUCUAAUAAAUUAAAGAAAGCAGAAAAAGCGAAAGAAGUUAAAACGCAGCGAACAGCAAGUAGUGGCAGUCGACCAGGAAGUCGAAGAAGUAGUAGUCGUGCAUCGAGGGAUGGAUCUGCCAGCAGUUUGAGCAAUGCAAGCCUCCCUCUUGGAAGUCCACGGCAAACGCAUUCUGGUCAUUCUCUAACACCAUCAGCUAAAUCCUUGAGUAACGCUCAAAAAAUUUUAGAAGCUGAUGAAUUUAUUCCUACCGAAGACCGGCAUGAUAUAAAUUUCCGUGACACAUCAGCUUCAAGACUAGGCCGUCCAAAAACUGCAGGUGGAAAUAAAGAUGAUUUCGAAGACGACGAUAUAGGAACUGAUCUUUUACCUGAUUAAUCCACAUUGUAAGUGGAUGUGUAUUGAGUAAAUAUUGUACAUAUUUUAUUAUUAUUUUUACACUGAGUGUUUUACUAGUCACACAUGCUAUGCCUUAUAUUAAAUGAGCUUUGAUUGUUAUGUUUUUGUUAACUGUUGAAUAUAUCACCUGUCAACUCAUGAAUUACAAUAUUUUAAAACAGAAUAGUAUAUGUAUAUCGAUUCAUUAUCAUUCAGUUCUUUUUUACACAGAUGGGAGAUGAACUAUAAAUACCCUAUAUAUGUAUUUAAA